Molecule: messenger RNA, 1732 nt
Organism: Magnolia sinica
Lineage: Eukaryota; Viridiplantae; Streptophyta; Magnoliopsida; Magnoliales; Magnoliaceae
Product: protein JINGUBANG-like
Exons: 1
Coding region: 129-1526 (465 amino acids)
Molecular function (GO): protein binding
Source: RefSeq, a predicted model, not a curated record
UUCCCUCCACACUUUAGUUAUCUCCACCCACAUUACAACUCCAUCCUCUCGCAUAUCAACUCACCCAUCUUUCCCCAUCUUUCCAAAAUUCCGACUCCACCCCUGCCUUUCAUGGUUCCACCUCUGCCAUGACUAUGUUCGCCGAAACGAACAGCCUCUCCCGUCCGAAAUUCUUACACUCAGACCCCAACAUCUCCUCCUCCAACACCGAGGAUGAUUUCUCCUCUCGAAACAGCAGCGCAUCCGCAGCUUCUCCUGGCUACUAUUCCGAUCGAAAUCCAUUGAGCGGUGAGAGCUCUCCCUACAACAUGUCGCCUUGGAAUCAAACCUCACCCUACUCUAAGUCUCCAUGGUCUACACGUGCAGGCUCUCCAACCACUCCUUUCUCUGAAGACAAUCUCCCAACCAACGGCCUGAUCGGAUCGCUAGUUCGCGAAGAAGGGCAUAUCUACUCACUUGCCGCAUCCGGAGAACUUCUCUACACCGGAUCCGAUAGCAAGAACAUUCGCGUAUGGAAGAACAUGAAAGAAUUCUCGGGAUUUAAAGCGAAUAGCGGACUCGUGAAAGCGAUAGUGAUAUCAGGGGAGAAGAUCUUCACCGGUCAUCAAGACGGGAAGGUUCGAGUCUGGAAAGUAUCACCGAAGAAUCCAAGCGUUCAUAAACGAGCCGGCACGCUUCCCAAACUAAAGGACUUCAUCAAAAGCUCGAUGAACCCGAAUAACUACGUGAAGGUGCGGCACCGCCGUAAUUCGAUAUGGAUCAAGCAUUUCGAUGCUGUUUCGUGCUUGAGCUUGGAUGAAGAUCAUGGAAUUCUGUAUUCUGGAUCUUGGGAUAAGACUCUUAAGGUGUGGCGAAUCGCCGAUUCGAAAUGUCUUGAGUCGAUCAGCGCUCAUGAUGAUGCUGUGAAUUCAGUGGUGGCGGGAUUCGAUGGGUUCGUUUUUACUGGAUCGGCAGACGGAACGGUGAAGGUGUGGAAGAGGGAAAUGGCGGGAAAAGUGACGAAGCAUACGUUGAGUCAGACACUGCUAAAACAGGAAUGUGCUGUGACGGUGGUGGUUGUCAAUCCAACGGCCUCGAUUGUCUACUGCGGGUCAUCGGAUGGGCUUGUGAAUUUCUGGGAGCGUGGUGUGAAACAUCUCACUCAUGGUGGUGUCCUACGUGGACAUAAGCUCGCCGUUCUUUGUCUUGCUGCGGCUGGGAAUCUCGUUUUCAGUGGAUCUGCUGAUAAGACGAUCUGCGUCUGGAAGAGGGAUGGUGGAACCCACACCUGCCUUUCUGUGCUGAAUGGUCAUACAGGGCCGGUGAAGUGCUUGGCCGUUGAGGAGGAUGGAGAUUCGACGGCUGACGAUCGACGAUGGAUCGUCUACAGUGGCAGUCUCGAUAAAUCGGUGAAGGUCUGGAAGGUGUCGGAGUACGCAGCUGAUAUGCAGAUGGCGCAGCAGCAGCAGAUGGAGCCGUACGUUGCGUCGGAAUCGGAUGGUCGGAGUUUCUCCUCUUCCGGCCGGAUGAGCGAAAAGAGACCCUGAUUGGUGAGAGUGUUGGGGGAGGAGUUAGUGGCCACUUGUUUAAAUGAGACAACUCCACGUGUCAUUGUAUCCAUCCUAUUCUACUUGACACGUGUCAGAUGACGAUUCGUGACCCACCAUGUUGGGGGUGGGGUUGUGAAUAGUGUUGUUGUAUACAAGGAAUGAACGGUUGUGAUGAAUCCUAAAUAAUAUGGAUAAUACUUUUU